Molecule: messenger RNA, 6055 nt
Organism: Budorcas taxicolor (takin)
Lineage: Eukaryota; Metazoa; Chordata; Mammalia; Artiodactyla; Bovidae
Gene: UNC13B
Product: unc-13 homolog B
Exons: 41
Coding region: 138-5057 (1639 amino acids)
Biological process (GO): dense core granule priming; synaptic vesicle maturation; synaptic transmission, glutamatergic
Cellular component (GO): presynaptic active zone cytoplasmic component; presynaptic membrane; neuromuscular junction
Molecular function (GO): phospholipid binding; diacylglycerol binding; calcium ion binding
Source: RefSeq, a predicted model, not a curated record
GACGGGGACCAUGAGGAGCGGCGAGACCCGUGGGGUCGAUAGCGGGAACUGCCGCGGCACCUGCUAAGAGGGAAGAGGGAGCGGCCCGGCGCAGCGGCGGGGCGGGGGCGCGGCGGAGGAUCGCCGGCUGCUCGGCCAUGUCGCUGCUCUGCGUGCGCGUUAAAAGAGCCAAAUUCCAGGGUUCACCAGAAAAAUUUAACACAUAUGUGACCCUGAAAGUGCAAAAUGUGAAGAGUACAACUGUAGCAGUUCGUGGUGAUCAACCUUCCUGGGAACAAGAUUUUAUGUUUGAGAUUAGUCGCCUGGACCUGGGUCUAAGUGUGGAAGUAUGGAACAAAGGACUGAUCUGGGACACCAUGGUGGGAACUGUGUGGAUUGCACUGAAGACGAUUCGUCAGUCGGAUGAGGAGGGGCCUGGGGAAUGGUCCACGUUGGAGGCAGAGACAUUAAUGAAAGAUGAUGAAAUCUGUGGAACUAAAAACCCAACUCCCCAUAAAAUUUUGCUUGAUACAAGAUUUGAGUUGCCUUUUGAUAUCCCAGAAGAGGAAGCUAGAUAUUGGACCUACAAAUUGGAGCAAAUCAAUGCCUUGGGACCUGACAAUGAGUAUUCUAGUCAAGAAGAAAGCCAGAGGAAGCAAUUGCCUACUGCUGCCGCCCAGUGUUCUUUCGAAGAUCCUGACAGUGCCGUGGAUGACCGAGAUAGUGACUAUCGCAGUGAGACCAGCAAUAGCAUCCCGCCUCCUUACCAUACAACUGCCCAGCCCAACGCUUCUGUGCACCAGUUCCCAGUGCCUGUGCGAUUGCCACAGCAGCUGCUGCUUCAGGGCAGUUCCCGGGACUCUUGCAAUGACUCUGUGCAAAGUUAUGACCUCGAUUAUCCAGAGCGGCGGGCCCUCAGCCCCACCAGCAGUAGUAGGUAUGGCUCCUCCUGUAACGUGAGUCAAGGAAGCUCUCAGUUAAGUGAACUGGACCAGUGUCAUGAACAAGAUGAUGACCGUCGGGAGAGGGACUCCAUUCAUUCCUGCCACAGCUCUAGUAGCCUCUCCAGAGAUGGCCAAGUGGGUUUUGGAGAACAAGAGAAAGCCUUGGAGGUGACAGGUGAAGAGGAGAAAGGGGGAUUGUGUGAACCCAAGGAGAUGAAAGAAGAUGCCACAGCCCACCCACCCCCAGAUAUGGUGCUACACAGAGACCUUGUCCGAGGCCCCCAGGAGAGUUUUCCUGAGGAGACUGCAUCUUCGCCAUUUACCCAAGCCAGAGCGCACUGGAUCCGAGCAGUUACCAAGGUUCGACUCCAGCUACAGGAGAAGGAAAGCGAGGAGCCCUUCAGGUUGUGCUCUGGCCCUUUGAGGCCCCUUUGUUGUUGGUUCUCUCCCCUCCCUGCUGAGUACAGUAUUCCAGAUGAUGGUGAUCCCACUUUGCCCCAGUGGCUUCCAGAAGGGCCAGCUGGAGGGCUCUAUGGCAUUGACAGCAUGCCGGAUCUACGCAGAAAGAAGCCACUGCCGCUUGUCAGCGACCUGUCACUGGUCCAGUCCCGGAAAGCAGGCAUUACUUCUGCGAUGGCUACACGCACCUCUCUCAAAGAUGAAGAGCUGAAAUCACAUGUGUAUAAGAAAACCCUGCAGGCCUUAAUCUAUCCCAUCUCGUGCACCACACCCCACAACUUUGAGGUGUGGUCAGCCACCACCCCCACCUACUGCUAUGAGUGCGAAGGCCUGCUCUGGGGCAUUGCCCGGCAGGGCAUGCGCUGCAGCGAGUGUGGAGUCAAGUGCCAUGAGAAGUGCCAGGACCUGCUCAAUGCCGACUGCCUGCAGCGGGCUGCAGAAAAGAGCUCUAAACAUGGAGCGGAGGACCGGACCCAGAACAUCAUCAUGGCCAUGAAGGACCGCAUGAAGAUCCGAGAGCGGAAUAAGCCGGAGAUCUUUGAAGUGAUCCGGGAUGUCUUCAAUGUGAGCAAAGUCGCUCAUGUGCAACAGAUGAAAACUGUGAAGCAGAGUGUGUUGGAUGGCACCUCCAAAUGGUCAGCCAAAAUCACCAUCACUGUGGUGUGUGCCCAGGGCCUACAAGCCAAGGACAAGACAGGAUCCAGUGACCCUUAUGUGACUGUGCAAGUGGGCAAAACCAAGAAGCGUACCAAGACCAUUUUUGGAAACCUGAAUCCUGUUUGGGAGGAGAAGUUCCAUUUUGAGUGUCACAACUCUUCCGACCGCAUUAAGGUACGUGUGUGGGAUGAGGAUGAUGACAUCAAGUCACGAGUAAAGCAGCGGCUAAAGCGAGAGUCUGACGAUUUCCUUGGCCAAACCAUCAUUGAGGUUCGAACACUGAGUGGCGAAAUGGACGUCUGGUACAACUUGGAGAAGAGGACAGACAAGUCAGCCGUCUCGGGGGCCAUCCGACUGCAAAUCAGCGUGGAGAUCAAGGGGGAGGAGAAGGUAGCCCCAUAUCAUGUGCAGUAUACGUGUCUCCAUGAGAACCUCUUCCAUUACCUCACGGACAUUCAGGGCAGUGGAGGAGUCCAGAUCCCUGAGGCUCGAGGAGACGAUGCGUGGAAGGUGUACUUUGAUGAGACUGCCCAGGAAAUUGUGGAUGAAUUUGCCAUGCGCUAUGGCAUUGAGUCCAUAUAUCAGGCCAUGACGCAUUUUGCAUGUUUGUCAUCCAAGUACAUGUGUCCUGGUGUGCCAGCGGUGAUGAGCACCUUACUGGCCAACAUCAAUGCCUACUAUGCCCACACAACGGCCUCCACCAAUGUCUCUGCAUCUGAUCGUUUUGCAGCCUCCAACUUUGGGAAAGAGAGAUUUGUGAAACUCCUGGACCAGCUGCACAACUCACUGAGGAUUGACCUCUCUACCUACAGGAAUAAUUUCCCUGCUGGGAGCCCUGAGCGACUUCAGGACUUAAAGUCCACAGUGGAUUUGCUGACCAGCAUUACUUUCUUCCGAAUGAAGGUUCAAGAACUUCAGAGCCCUCCAAGAGCCAGCCAGGUAGUAAAAGAUUGUGUGAAGGCCUGUUUGAACUCAACAUAUGAGUAUAUCUUCAACAACUGCCAUGACUUGUACAGUCGCCAGUACCAGCUGAAUCAGGAGCUGCCUCCAGAAGAUCAGGGGCCCAGCAUUAGGAACCUGGAUUUCUGGCCCAAACUCAUUACACUCAUUGUGUCAAUCAUAGAGGAAGAUAAGAAUUCCUACACCCUCGUUCUGAACCAGUUUCCCCAGGAGUUGAAUGUGGGAAAAGUCAGCGCAGAAGUGAUGUGGCAACUCUUUGCCCAAGACAUGAAAUAUGCACUGGAGGAGCAUGAGAAAGACAGGCUGUGUAAGAGUGCUGACUACAUGAACCUGCACUUCAAGGUGAAGUGGCUCCACAAUGAAUACGUGCAGGAUCUGCCUGCCCUCCAGGGCCAGGUGCCCGAAUACCCAGCAUGGUUUGAGCAGUUUGUCCUGCAGUGGCUGGACGAGAAUGAGGAUGUGUCUUUGGAAUUCCUGCGUGGGGCCUUGGAACGAGAUAAGAAGGAUGGGUUCCAGCAGACAUCAGAGCACGCACUCUUCUCUUGCUCUGUGGUGGAUGUCUUCACACAGCUCAAUCAGAGCUUUGAGAUCAUCCGGAAAUUGGAAUGCCCAGACCCCAACAUCCUUGCCCACUACAUGAGGAGAUUUGCUAAGACCAUCGGGAAGGUGCUCAUGGAAUAUGCAGACAUCUUAUCAAAGAACUUCCCAGCUUACUGCACAAAGGAGAAAAUGCCUUGCAUCCUGAUGAACAACAUGCAGCAGCUGAGGGUGCAGCUGGAGAAGAUGUUUGAGGCCAUGGGAGGCAAGGAGCUGGACCCUGAAACUGCAGACAGUCUGAAGGAGCUUCAGGUGAAACUGAAUACAGUUUUGGAUGAGCUCAGCAUGGUGUUUGGAAACAGUUUCCAGGUGCGGAUUGACGAGUGUGUGCGACAAAUGGCUGACAUCCUGAGCCAGGUGCGGGGCCCAGGGAACGCGUCCCCCAACACAAGGGCCUCGGUGACUCAGGAUGCAGACAGUGUGCUCCGGCCUCUCAUGGACUUCCUGGACGGCAACCUCACACUUUUUGCCACUGUGUGUGAGAAGACAGUCCUGAAGCGGGUACUGAAGGAGCUCUGGCGCGUGGUAAUGAACACAAUGGAAAGGAUGAUUGUUCUGCCUCCACUUACUGACCAGACGGGCACCCAGCUGAUCUUCACUGCUGCCAAGGAGCUGAGCCAACUUUCCAAACUCAAGGACCACAUGGUGCGAGAGGAAACACGGAAUCUGACUCCAAAGCAGUGUGCUGUCCUUGACCUCGCCCUGGACACCAUCAAGCAAUACUUUCAUGCCGGAGGCAACGGGCUGAAGAAAACCUUCCUGGAGAAGAGCCCAGAUCUGCAGUCCCUGCGCUAUGCCCUAUCUCUGUACACACAGACCACAGACACCCUCAUCAAGACCUUUGUGCGCUCACAGACUGCCCAAGUGCAUGAUGGGAAAGGUAUUAGGUUUACUGCUAAUGAGGACAUUCAGCCGGAAAAGGGGUCUGGUGUGGAUGAUCCUGUGGGAGAAGUCUCUAUCCAGGUGGACUUGUUUACACAUCCUGGAACUGGGGAGCACAAGGUCACAGUGAAAGUGGUGGCUGCCAAUGACCUCAAGUGGCAGACAGCAGGUAUGUUCCGGCCCUUUGUUGAAGUCACCAUGGUUGGCCCUCACCAAAGUGAUAAAAAGAGGAAGUUCACAACCAAGUCAAAAAGUAACAACUGGGCUCCCAAGUACAACGAGACGUUUCACUUCCUCCUGGGAAAUGAAGAGGGGCCAGAAGCCUAUGAGUUGCAGAUAUGUGUGAAGGAUUACUGCUUUGCCCGGGAGGACCGUGUGCUGGGGCUGGCUGUGAUGCCUCUGAGGGAUGUGGCAGCCAAGGGCAGCUGUGCUUGCUGGUGCCCCUUGGGCCGGAAGAUCCACAUGGAUGAGACAGGCGUGACCAUUCUCCGGAUUCUGUCUCAGAGGAGCAAUGAUGAAGUGGCCCGGGAGUUUGUGAAGCUCAAAUCGGAGUCUCGUUCCAUGGAGGAGGGGAGCUGAGCACCCAGGCUCCUGUGCCAACCAGAGGGCACCAGUUCCACAAGCCAGGGAUAAUGGGAGUUACUACAUAGUCAUCUUAGAUCCUCAGUCAAGAGGCUGAUUCAUUCAGUUAGGAAAGUGUAAGGGAAAAUCUGGUGGUGUGAGUGUGGCUUUUCACAGAAGGGGUCUGAAUCCCUGACCAGCAGGUCUGUGGUGCUAGGAGCUGGGCUGUGGGGCUUACCACACAGGGAGAUUUUUUCAUGGAGGGGAAGACAUUUCUGAGAGUGUCAGCCAUUCUUGGUAGAGAUCCUUCCACUCCCACACCCCUUUUCUCCCCCUCUCCAUACCACACCUAAUCCAGUUAGAUCCAUAUGUACCAAUCAUUAGAGGAACACGUUUAGAGGGUCUGGAGCUUUUGCCUAAUUAGGUAAGUAAUCCGUUGAGUCUACAGGUAAUUGCUGAGCCCUGUAGUCUGAACUGGAGUAUGGCCAGGGCAGGAACACACAGAAUAGAAUGCAGACCAUCCUUUGAGCAGAACCCAGCAGUGUAGAGUAGCUCAAGUGAGUACAGGGCAUUGAGACUGAACAAGAUACCUUUCAGCAAUGAGCUAUGCUAAUCCCUUCCCCCAGAUUAGCUCUCAUGAGUAGAACCAGGUUCACAUGGUGCUUCAGAGGCCUGAGCAGAAUUUCUUUGGAACCCAAGCACCAGGGGCCACCUGCCCAGGAGUCUCCCUACCUCACUCCUUUAGGAAGGGGAGUGAUGCUUCAGGACAUGAGAGGCUCUUAAAUAUACAUAUCUGAGAGCUAGCUGAAGAAUCCAGGAGAGAGGGCUUCUUCAUAGAUAAGCCCUGAACAAAGCCAAAAAUUGUGGAAAUCAGUCUAGAAGGAGUCCUAUUCAGCUAUGGCCACUGCCUUCUGGUGGUCCUUCCCCUUGCAGACAGAAUCCAGCCUUUGUCCUCACUCCCUUUCAUUUAGGUCAGCUGCUGUCCCCCUCAUAAACCAUUCAACUCUACAGAAGGA